Molecule: messenger RNA, 8720 nt
Organism: Paramuricea clavata
Lineage: Eukaryota; Metazoa; Cnidaria; Anthozoa; Malacalcyonacea; Plexauridae
Source: the annotation of a GenBank genome assembly
GUAAAAAUAUAGACUUGAAACAAUAUCGUUUAUAUUUUUCAAAAUCUAUUGUAUGAAUGCUGAUUAUUUACGCGCAUGUAUUGCAAUCUGAAAGAAACGUCUACAUCGUUGAAUUCAAUGCUUAAAGACCUUGGAAAAGCUGUGAAAUAAAAAGAAAUUAAUACAAAUUAAAUUUCACGUCGAUUGACUUUGUCGUGAGUGAGAUGGGCAUUCAAGGGCUUUUACCUUUGUUAAAAUCGAUCCAGCAGCCGAUUUGUAUCUCGGAGUUAGCAGGGAGUACUAUAGGGGUGGAUGUUUACUGUUGGCUACACAAGGGAGCUUAUGGAUGUGCUUUAGCACUGGCUGAAGGAAACGACUCAGAUUUGUAUGUUUGUUUUGCGUUUUAAUAUGUGGUUAUUAAUCGACUAGGCUGCAAAGCCUGCAAUGCGCCCCCCCCCCCCCAUGACUCGUGUAUUGUACUCUGUCUAACCCCACAUGCUUUUACAUGUAAAAGGAAGGCUUUGUGUAUUUUAUACCAUGCCCAUUAUUAACCCAUAUAUCAUGCUAUGACCAGACAACUUGCAGCCUGCUAUCUAAUUUUUCCAGUCAUAUAGAAGUAGAUUUUUAUAAAAUAUACCGAUCCUAACCCUAAUUAGCUCUACCCAGAAAGUGUAAAUAAAUAAUUUGAGAGUUAAUAAAACUAGUUUGAAAAAAAAAUUAAAAAGUUUUAAGGAAAAAAAAGCUAGUGUAGGAUUUGAUCCCCGACGCUCUGGCUUGCAAGUGUUUGUCCUAUCCACUUUGCCACUAGCACACUCCCUUUGUAUCCCUGUUGCAUAUUACUGUCAAUUUUAAUAGAUUGCUGGCUACCAGCAGCGUACAAUGCGACUUUAUGGGUUCAUGGUUUAUCAGGCCCAUUGCAACUAAAUGGGUUAACAAGACCCAUUGGUACAGUACUAGAUAGAUUGGUUAACUCAUUAAUGUGCAAGACUCUCCCCUUGACAAGAAAAUCAUCUGGCAUUAGACAGUAAUAGUAAAGUCGAGUGCAUUGCAUCUUAGUAUGUUAAACAGUUGUUGUUUUGUUUCCAAUAGGUACAUCAACUAUGUUAUGAGAAGAGUGAACAUGAUGCUUUACUAUAAAGUAAAACCAAUUCUUGUAUUUGAUGGAGGAUAUCUGCCUUCAAAGAGUGAAAAAGAAGCUGAAAGAAGACAGUACGACCUUUAAUAAUUUCUUUGUGAUUGUGAUCAAAUUAGCUCAGUUGGUUAUCUAGAGUGCUGCACCAGAAUCACAGGGUAGCAGGUUCAAUUCCUGCCAAAGGGCCUAUAGUUGUAUUUUUCACAACUGCUCCUGGUUAGGUCUACAUUUUGUAAUAAAAAUUUCCAUCAACAAAAUCAUUCACUCAGCAGCUAAAAUCCUGAUAUUUGUUGAUACGUAAUUCCAUUCUACAAUGUUUUAUCCAGGAGAAGAAAAGAAAACAAAUCUCAAGGAUUGGAACAUCUUAAAAAUGGCAACAGAACUCAAGCUUUUGAAUGUUUUCAGAAAUCGAUUGAUAUCACACCAGAGAUGGCACUUAAUGUUAUGAAAGUAUGUUUUCAUCAUUAAGUGACAAAUCCUUUUUUGUCACAGACUGUUGUUAUAUUUUGCAGGUUCAACAUGAGAAAAAACCUUCCCUAACAAAUUUGUUUUAUAUCAUUUUACUUGAGGCUCUGUUUUGUGCUGCACCAUAUACUCUUAUUAACUAUUGUUAUUGUUUGACUAAAUCACAUAUUGGUCUAUUGUCACAGGAAAAAACCUGUGGUGUUUAGCUAAGAGUUAAAUUGGAGCACUCUUCCCAUGCAUGAGAAAUAUGACUGAGAAAUAUAUUCAGAGAAAGUGCAUAUUGUAUGAGAAUCAAAACAUGGUUGCAACAGUGACAUGUGAAAGGCAUGCACAUGGACAAGCAGUAACCAAUGGGACUGUAAUAAGGUCUUCAGGUGGCACAAUCAUUAGACUUAUCAGAGCAAGCACCUUUCAAUCACCUCUGAGAUGAGUUAGGUUCUCCAAUCCCCCCGUAUUGGUGUCAUGGACAUGAAAGAAUCAUGGCCAUAUAUUCUCUGAUCUGGAAAUAUAACAGUUUUAUAUUAAGCAAUUGUAUUGAGGAAAUCAGGAAAUUUAUUCCACUCAAUUUGUCUACCCAACAGGCAUGUCGUGAGAAAGGCAUUGACUGUAUUGUUGCACCAUACGAAGCAGACGCACAACUUGCAUAUCUAAUGAAGACUGGGAUCACCCAAUGUAUAAUAAGUGAAGAUUCCGAUUUACUCGUCUAUGGCUGUGGGAAGGUAUAAUCAAAUAAUGCAAAUUUUGUGAUGUGAAAAAUUAAUCAUUAAACUAGAACAGCUAGAUUUUUGUAUGUGUAUAUUACUUGGGUCAUUCAAGGAGGAAUGGUAUGAAAUCUUCAUAGCAAAAAUCUCAUCUUUACCCACUCUUUCACUCAGUCACAGUUUCAGUUUUGAUGUUAUUAGAUGAAUUUGUGGAGCGAAAAACAAGGGAAAAUGAAUUUUCAAGUCAUCUAAUGAUAUUAUGUUUGGAAAUUUCGAGUUAGAAAAUUUAAGCUGUGGUGAUUUUCCACCACUCUCUCUGUAGGUUAUCUUCAAAAUGGAUGCAAAUGGAUCAGGCCUGAUGAUCGACAUCAAACAAUUACCAAAACUUAAAGGACUUCGUAUGGACGGCUUCACACAGCAGAAGUUUCGAGAAAUGUGCAUAUUGUCGGGCUGUGAUUAUCUUCAGUCUGUCAAAGGAAUGGGACUAAUGACAGCUCAUAAAAUGUUAAGGACACACUCCACUGUGAAAAAGGUAUACAGAUAUGGGAUUCAUGGUUUUUAAGUUUCUAUCCAUUCUUAGAAGUACUCUAGUCCAGCAAGUACUGUACUUAUGAAAACAAAAACUGUUCUUAUAUAAACAAACAGUAUUUCAUGAUGGUGGUGGUGGUGGUAAUGUCAUGAUGAAUGAUGGUGUAAGUGACGAUGUGCUGGACCAGACAUGAUUGUGGUAGUAAUGGUAGUUUUCUAUGCUAGUGCAUGGUGACGAUGAUGAUGGUGUAUUGAUGGUGGUUUUGGUAAUUUUGGUUCUGAUAGCUAUAGCAGUAAUUGUGACUCUGUUAUAGCAAUUGCCGUGCUUGCAACCAUUUUGUAUACUUCCAUUAGGUUAUAUCAAAACACCGAAGACGCGUUUUGGGGGUAAACUUCGACCCUUUACAAGUCUGGAAAACGUCUUGAGCAUUGUAAAAGCAACAUAUAUUGUGGUAACUGUUUCAACUUUGUUUCAGCUUAUUGGUACGUUACGACUAAACACAAAGAUGAACGUUCCAAAGGAUUACGAGACAAGGUUUGAAAAAGCAGAACAGACAUUUCUCUACCAAAUCGUGUUUGAUCCGAAUACAAAUAAACUGGUACCAUUGAACCCACUACCUGACGACAUUGAUCCUGCUUAUUUACAUUUUGCUGGACAGUAUCCUUUUAUAGUGCAAUAGUGCAUCGCAACUUCCUCCUGUUCCAGAUUCGUAAGGGUAGCUGGCCCGCUUGAAUUUGUCGAGGUUCAUGCGUCCCAUGAACGCAAAGCGAAAUCCUGAAAAUUAUGGAGGGCUUGAUGAGAAAUAUCGCGAGCGAGGUAAUACUUUUUACUCCCCCCCUCCCCUCCCCCUUAACAGAUAACAACAGUAACAUUGAAAGCCCCUCUUCCAUCUCUGAAGACAAGAUGUAGUCUCUAAAAUUUGCAGUUAUUCCUUAACGACUCGUAGUAGUUUGAAAUGGAAACAAGAAGAUGCUUUAGACCUUGCUAUUGGGAAUCUCAAUCCUCUCACGGGUAUAAGGAUAGGAAAUUUUCAGCUAACCAAGGUAUGUCAGAUACUGGAUUUGUAGUGAGGCAGAAAUCCCGGUAACAGAGUCAUGAAAGGAACGUGCACUACAUAUACUGGGGAACGUCAUGCCAUACGUAUUUCUGAGCAACCUCGUGGUUGAUUUCUGAAUGGAAUUUUGAAAAGUAGCACAGUUUCAUAACUGUGAGUUUUACAUAUCCAUUAACCGUGGAUUCAACUACCUGAAGUAAGUGAAGUAAAACUUCCACGUUUCGAGAGAAGGCCCUUCGUCGGGGAGUUAGCAGUAUGUAGCUGAAAAUGAUGUAAAAGCGAAUCCCUAGCUCUCAAUCCGCAGCUUCCUGAUGUUCAGGUUUAUCAUAUUACAUAUAGUAGUAAUGCAUAAGUCAAUGUAAACCCCAACCUCCCCCACCCCGGGACAGGGUGGGGAUUUGACUUUGACCUUGUUCUAAUAUUCGCAAAUGCCCCACAUCCUGGGAACUAUCAAAGGUUCCAAAUGUCAAAAAAUGUCCCCUGUACCUGGGGCAUUCGCCCGUAAAUUAAGUGUUUUUAAUUAAACAUUGCUAAAACAGUUUAUAUUUCAAAAUAACUAUGUAUGGACUGCAAUGAACUACUAUGAAUUGCAUUGAAAAAGGUUUGGUACAAAAACUUCAAAAAGCACACGUAAGCAAAGAUAAUACAAGCUAGACGAUAAAACGUUACUUGAGAUGAACAACCGCUGAAAAAUCGACAACUGGCUCAUUACUAAUCCCUACCCAAUCCCCAUAUCAUGGGGAUAAAUAAAUUCUAAAAGCUUCAAAUCCCCCACCCUCUUGGGAGUAUUUUCUGAUCUAAACCCCUACCAAUCCCCUAUUAACCCCCACCAUGGCCCGGGGUGGGGGUGGGGGGUUACAUUGACUCAUGCAUAAAGGACUUGAUUUGUUUUAUUUUUUAAACGGCACGAUUAUUUAUUGGCAGAGUCUUCAAUUUGUAACCCCGGAUAAUCACUAGUACAGAUUCGUAUAUAGGAAGUAAAUAGUAGAGAAAUAAAUUUAGUGAAGUCAUGCUUUUCUUAAACGCAGGCACUGUCAUGUGAUGAACACGAAGAAGACACGAGCUCUGAGAAGGAAAAGACAUCAUCCAUGAAAGCCUCCAUCUGUCCGCAAGUCAAGAAAUCCCAAUCCGCACUCUUCUCAAAUAAAACGUACGACGCUGAGAAGAAUCUGAAUGGCACCUUCCGUGAAACAAAAUCGUCGGAGAAAGCAAACAGUCAAUUUGUUACUCCAGUGAGAAACAAGAGAACACGCACAAAAUCAGGUUGGGAAACGCUACUACUGCUGCUACUACUGCUUUCCAGUCUAGUUAUGGAAACGCGAGGCUUAUAGAUGACUAAGUUAAAGGCCAAGAGGAGGUUUUUUAGUUUUUAUUCAACUGUUUUCUUCAACCAUGAAAUGAGAAUAAACUAGAGGUCACUCGGAGACUGCAUAUCUCCACCAACGAUUUAAGUUAUAUAUCAUGCAUAAAUUAUACAAUAUGCUAAUUAUGCAUUCAGUUUACUCUGCCCGGCAAAACAAUGUUGCUAUAAAUUUCUCAUCCAAUUUUCAAUAAAAUUUACCCAUAAUUUAAUCAAUUUGUCUUUGGGCUAUGUUCAUUAGUCUCAGAAAUGUUCGUAUUACUACGUUUGAUUGUCUGUUUGAUAUUUUUCGAGUUAUCGUGCUCAUCGACACACAAACAAACACACACACACACCUUCUGGCGGAGAUAAUCAACUUCGAUCCUGGAAACACUACUGUAUGUAAACGUUUCAUAACAAUUUCUUUGUUACAAAAACAGAUGAGCAUCAACAAGAAAGUUCAAAGUUAGCGAGAUUGUAUUCAACAUCUAUGGAUGAAGUGACAGUUGAUAUCAAAUUUGAACCAACAGAACCAACAUCAGAAUCAGCUACACAAUUCCGAACGAGUGUCCAACCACAACUAAAGAUAAGACGAAGUAAUCCGUUCAGAAGUCCAGUUAUAAAAAAGCCACAAACACAGAGCGAACAAGUUGUGAGCCGGUACUGUAUUUCGAUUCAAUUCAUAAGAAUUAAUGAUGGAAAUAUUUAAAUACUAUAAGGGCCGGAUAGCGCUAUCCACUGGUUUUUCAACCCGGCAUUGUAAAAAUGCUGGAAAAGCUAUAAAAUACGGAUAUGGAUCCCACAAGUAAUAAAAGGAAACUAUAAUUUUUAUAUACUUAGUAAAGUUUAAUCUGGAUUAUACCAAUCAACGGCCAAUUUAGGAAAGCUUGAAAAAAUCAUUAUCCGGUAGAUAUAGCGCUAUCUGGCUUUCGUGCAACCUUCCCCAGAAUGGAUAGAACUAAACUAGUACUACUCAAGUUGUAUCAAAAUUAUUCAUGUUCGACUUUACUAAACACCGCAGGAUUCUUCCUUUCGGCUGCAGUAAGACUGGGACAAUAAGGGAUGCCCCUUUUGGACCGGAAACUAUUGUUCAGAACUGAUAGAACUAUCCAGUGUACAUAAAGUUAGUGUUUAGAGACACUAAGUAUAAUUCUCCAAUGAUAAAAUAUUUUUGUGUGCAGGUAUUUUGGUCUGGCGGGUAUGGAAAUCAUAAAGAAUGAACCGUUAGUGGGGUUCACAAACAAUACGGCUAAAACGACCGUUGAAGAUUCGUUCACUGAACAACAAGAAAACGCCGAAACCGAAGUAACGGAUUCCCAGGGUUCCAUAUCUUCGCGCGACGUGUCUCUAAAUUCUAACGAACAGGAGGACGCUGAGUUCCAAGAAUCAGGCUAUCUUAGUAGUAGUCAAACAACGGAGAAUUCACCAACAGACAACUGUAUUGACCCAGAACUGCCAACUAACCCACCACCACCUCAAACCAACAGUCCACCCCUAUCAACAACAGACUUUCCACCCCUCCCCAAGUUUCUUACAACGCCUACAAGAAGAAAGAAGAACACAAAACAGAAACCUAUGAGAAAGAAAUCAAUAUCCAGUCAAAUGUCGUUGGAUAAGUUUGCGUUUAAGAAAACCAGAGCAAUGACAGAGGAUAGUAAAACAGAGGCGAUCACUACUUCACCAAAACGGACAGUCCUAGCUGACCGCUCGCCUCCAAAUUGCGAACUAGAUGGGAAAUAUAUUGAAAGUCAGGAAGAUGAAACAGGGGAUGAAAACAAGAAGGAAAAUUAUAGAAAUUUGUUGAAGUAUGAUCAACGUGAAGUGGAAGACACAUCAUACUUGACGCAAGAGGAAUCAAAGGUGAUAUUCCUAAAUUCUAUAAGUUCUAAUCAUUUUGGCUCGCAUAUAGUUUUCAGUGCCAGUGGAAGAGAGUGCUGAACAUCGCAGGGCUUUCAGAAUUAUUCUGAGUAGGUGUCUGGUUUUGAUAAAGUAGGUGGCUGUUGUGAGGGGGCGGAGUAUUGAUUAGAUAGCAACACAAAUGAGCUCUAUAACCAAAUUAUAAUGUAUCAUUACUUUCAUUCUUCAACAAGAUAAUUUCAAGAUUUAAGAUGGCAAAUAACUAAAUCGGUUUUACGAAAUAGUAUGUCGUUUUCGAAAAUAACCAGACUAUAAAGUAUAUGAUAGACCAAGUUGAGGAAAAAUAACUUUGUUUGAAAGCUUAGAGUGGAGGAAGGAGAGCAGUACCGUAAGGAUAAUUCAAGUACUAAACAAAGUAACCGGCGGUAAACCUCGUGGCACCCGCCGGAGCUCCGGUUAUUUUGGCAGCCCUGACAUCGCAUUUAUGCACCAAAGUGCCCCCAAGGAGAAAUUGACUCAAACGAACGAGACCAUUGAAAUUAAGAUUUUGCGUUUGUCGUUUUAGAUCAACGCUAUAAGCCCUGACAAUACCAUGGCAAGGACACGACCAAAACUACUCGGUAAGUAUACUACUUGCUUCAUCCACCUUUCAAGCAUGGUUUAGACUUGCUAUGUCAUAUCACAAGUGUAAUCGAGUUAUUGACAAAAGUGAAGUUUCAUCAAAGUAUGUGUACGAGAUGUUAUGUACAGUGAAACCUCGCAUUACGGUCAUCUCUUUAUUGAGGUCAUUAACCACUCAUAUGCCUUUAGUCUAUCCGAUUAACCAAUCAAAUGCACACAGAGCAAGUGAGCGGUAUUGGAAGUCAAAUCUGAACCUCCCUCAUGUUCUAUUCUUUUCCUUUUCAAUCUAGGUCUACAUACCAAACCGACAACUGGACUAGGCAGAUGCCGAGCCGUGGGGCUCGGUCGUCCACGUAAAAAUAACAAAGAUACUACGACCAAAACAAAUAAUACUUUAACACCAUUAUUAAAUUAUUUCUCGUAUCGAGGUCGUGAUAGGACAGAUACCAUAAAAAGUUGAAUUCACAGAUACCAUAAAAAGGUGCCACAGUCUGGUUCAGAAAAAAUAUUGUAAGGGUCCACGCAUCACGGUUAACGUUUUUUUGGGCACUAGUUAAUACUUAAGUCUUAAAAGCCAUGUUACACGAGGGAAUCGUCGCUGCAAAUUGCAACGCAAUUUCUGACAAAGCCAUUUUAUUUAGAAAGUUUUGCAGAAGAAUGGAGAGCAUGGUCAGCAUUUUUUUUCCACCGAGGCUUUUCGUCGUCUAUGUUCUAGCUUACAACAUGAUCAAGGCAAGAAAGGAAUGAAUGAGAAUGAAGAACUACUACAAGUUUCAAGUUCCAUCAAAAAAUUGCCCCGUGUAAAAUGGCCUUUAUGAGUUUUUAAUGGCAAUCAGUACACGUGUGGUUUGGCAACUCCAACAGACCUUAUGCAUAAUGACGUCACAAGGUUUGAUACCCGCGAGGAAUGCUGGUCUUAGUAGUCAUCGCCUGGGAAAAUUUCGAUAGUGGUCAUUUUGAAUUGUUUAAUUUUCCCGGGCGAUGACUACUAAGACCAGCAUUCUUCGUGGGCAUCAAGCCUUGUGACGUCAUUAUGCAUAAGG